GAGACAAAAACAAGAUUCAAAUUAAACAAGAGAGGAAAUUACAAAGAAAGGGGUUGAGUGUGAAAUUCAGCGAUGCUCUCUGAAACGAAGAAGCCUACGAAGAAGAGUGGGAGGCACAUUCUGAAACUUGCCUCGUUUCUUAUUAAACGCACUCUCUCCAAUGUAAAACGCAUGCAGGGUGAAAGAUUGAUGGAAGAAGUAGCAAUCAUUGGAGGGUUGAUUGGUGUGCAGUUUAUGGCGGCAGGGAACGCUGUUUUGAUGAGCUUUGUUAUGUCUUUGGGACUCAAAUCUCUCACCAUUGUUACAUUCAUGUCCCCUGCUACAUCUCUUUUGCUCUCCCCUCUUGCCUUCUACUCUGAAAGGAGCCUGUGGCCCAAGAAAUUCAGUUCCAAGUUGAUUUUGCGGUUGAUCUUGCUUUCCUUGGGAGGGACAACAUUCCAGGUUUUGAUGCUGAAAGGAAUGAAUCUAACCUCACCAGCAAUGGGGACUGCCAUGCCAAAUGUUGCCCCUGGACUUAUCUUCAUCAUUGCUUGGAUCUUUCGGUUGGAAAAAGUGAACAUAAAAUCGACAUAUAGUAGAGUAAAAAUCAUGGGGACAAUGCUUUGUGUGGUAGGGGCUUUUGCAAUGAGCAUAAUGCAAAGCAUGUCCACCAACGCAGCCAAAGAAGAUGCAACAUUAGUUCAUUAUAUAUCAGAUCCAACAGCAGGUGAUGUCUUUGACAAACAGAAGAUAUUGGGUUGCAUCUAUCUUCUACUCGCAAUCUCUUUAUUGUCAAGUUCCCUAGUCUUGCAGGCUUUUAUUUUUAGAGAUUUUCCGGCACCCAUAUCGAUGUGCGUGAUCACAUCCUUUUUGGGCACGUUCAUAACAGCAGCAUUUCAAUUCAUUGAAGAUCACGAAAUCAAAACUGGUUUGGACGUUUUUAGUGCCCGAAACCUCAUCAUGUAUUUUCUUCUGGAAGGUGCAGUAAAUGGAGUGUGCAUAAGCUUCAGUAGUUGGGCAAUAAAGAAGAAAGGACCAGUUUUGGUGUCCAUGUUCAGCCCCAUUGGCACCGUUUGCUCUGCCAUUUUCUCUGUUGUUACCAUAGGAGUCACCAUCAGUGUUGGAAGCUACGGGGGAAUGUUUAUAAUGUUCACUGGGCUUUACUUUUUCCUUUGGGCUAAAGGAAAAGAAGAAGACAUCGAAGGCAGUGGUGGCAAACAAGGUGAACAUGAUAUUGAGAAGCCUCUCUUAGAAUGAUGUACUGUACUAGGUUUAGCUUGCAUUUCUAAUUAAUAAAGUAUACUGUUAAAAAAAAGGUAUACUGUAAAAAAAGACGAAAAUAAUGUAUUGUAGGUGUUACAUUCCUUGGAGAAACAGAAAAAAAUAAAAGUCAAGA
Molecule: messenger RNA, 1375 nt
Organism: Arachis duranensis
Lineage: Eukaryota; Viridiplantae; Streptophyta; Magnoliopsida; Fabales; Fabaceae
Product: WAT1-related protein At5g47470
Exons: 8
Coding region: 73-1236 (387 amino acids)
Cellular component (GO): plasma membrane
Molecular function (GO): transmembrane transporter activity
Source: RefSeq, a predicted model, not a curated record